Macrosiphum euphorbiae (potato aphid) is the source of this 2088-nucleotide messenger RNA. The record is from the annotation of a GenBank genome assembly. NCBI's taxonomy places the organism in Eukaryota, Metazoa, Arthropoda, Insecta, Hemiptera, Aphididae.
AUGAGUGAUUCAGAUGAUGACCCACGUUUGAGAAUUCCAGAAAAAGUUAAGCGAUCGAGAAAUGAAGGUUCAGUCAAAUUCAGUCACAAAAAGCAAAAGUUUCGCAACGAGUGGAUACAAAAAAACGAAUUUAAAAAUUGGUUGAUCCCAGUACAAAAUGACAAUUACAAAGGUAAAUGUAAAUUAUGCAAUACUGAAAUGACAGCUGAAUUAACAGUAAUAAAAAAACAUAUGACAUCUAAAAAACACCAGCUUAUAAUAAGAUCAACUGAAAAAUGUGAAAAACCAUUACCUUGUUAUUUUAAUGACAAUUCAAAAAAAAAACUUAUUGAAGACACUAAGAAAGCCGAAAUAUUACUAAGCGGUUUCAUUUCUGAGCAUAAUUUGUCUUUUAACAUUAUGGAUCAUUUAACUGCCCUUUGCAAAGAAAUUUUCGUCGACUCUAAAAUUGCCUCCAAUUUAAGCAUGGGUCGUACUAAAACAGCUGCAAUAGUAAAAAAUGUCAUUGGAAAAUGUCAUCACGAAGAACUUACAGAAAAAUUGAAAACUUACAAAUUUAGUGUAAUCAUAGAUGAAAGUACAGAUAUUGGUACGAUAAAAAGUCUAUGCAUUUGUGUAAAAUACUUUGACUCAAAUUUAAAUAAACUUGAAACAAAAUUUUGGAAAUUAAUACAGCUAUUCAAAGACUCCGACAGUGCUAAUAUUGGUGCUACAGCGGAAACAAUAUUUAAUGAACUAACAGCAUCAUUUGUUGUUGACAAUGUACCACUUGAGAAUAUUACAGGAUUUGCUGCAGAUGGCUGUAGUUCUAUGAUGGGACAAUGGAACUCUGUUUCAAGUAGAUUCAAAGAGUUGUACCCAGGAAUAUUUAUCCAAAAGUGCAUAUGCCACAGCUUACACUUGUGCGCUAGUUCUGCCUGUAAAGCACUACCGAGGCAAUGUGAAGACCUCUGUCGUGAUAUCUACAACUACUUCAAGUCUAGCUGCAAACGAGUGUCUCAAUUUCGAGAGUUUCAAGAAUUUUGUGAAUUUGAACCACAUAAGAUACUUAAACCAUCACAAACACGGUGGUUGUCAUUGGCAAUGGUAGUCAAUAGGAUACUGGAACAAUGGCAAGCGUUAAAACUUUUUUUUACCUCUCAUUGGCUAAAUGAUAGAUUAAAGGCAGCUGAACAUAUUUAUAAAGCUUUACACGAUCCAUCUAUGUUAAUAUACUACACAUUUUUAAAUUAUUUUCUUCCGAAAUUCACAAUUCUAAAUAAGAUUUUUCAAAGUGAUAAGCCUGUUUUAGAUACACUUCAUGGUAGAAUAUCAGACUUAUAUAAAGAAUUACUAUAUUCAUAUUAUAGACAAGUGCUUGAUCCCUUUGAUGUAGAUCCCAACAAUACUUCUUUUUUCAAGCCAUUGCAAGAUAUUUAUUUAGGCGCCGGUGUAUAUAUUUUAUUACAGAAGCCAGAGAUUUCUACCAAUAAUGAUAUGGUUUUGGACACGUUGAAUCGCUGUAGAUCGUUUAUAAUAACCGCAUGUGUUGAAAUAAAAAAAAGAUAUAAUUUCAAUGACAUCAUUUUAAAAUCUUUGCCACAGAUUUCGCCAAAAAAUAUAUUGGGAAAUGUUCAUGAAAAUUCUUUAUUGCCCUUCAUUACUUUAUUUCCAAGAAUUGUAAAUGAAACCAAUCAGAUACAACUCAUUGAUGAUGAAUGGAGGAAACUCAUUAGCUACACAUUUGAAUCAAAUAUUUUGGACAUUAUUAAAACUAAAGAUGUGGAUAAUUUUUGGAUUUACUUGAAAUCACAUGAACAAUUAUUUACUAAUUUAUCUGAAUUUAUUUUAACUAUAUUAUCUUUACCACAGUCUAAUUGUGCCUGUGAGCGUUUAUUUUCCAAAGUUAAUUUGAUCAAAAAAAAACUACGCAACAAGUUAAUGACUGAUACCUUAAAUGGGAUUAUUAAUUCUAGCGAGUGUAUAAAACCAUAUUCAUGUUAUAAGUUUAAACCAUCCAAAGAAAUGCUCAACUCAAUGACAUCAAAUAUGUACGAUUUUAUAAAUAAUACCAUUGAUGAUGAUGACAUAACUUUUGAGACUGAAUAG